AUGGCCGCUUAUAAGUCCAUCUACGUUGCGGCCAACGGCAGUCCUGGAAGUAAGGAGGUGCUGCACUCUUUUCUGACCAACAAUGGAUUCGAUAACUUCCGCAUCAAGGACCAUGGUUUUGGAGAUGGACGGUGCCUCUUCAUUGACAUCCUAGAAACUUCUUGGAUGCGUUGCGGCAGGGCUCUUCUGGAAGGCAGAUGGAACUUAGGAAAUGAUGGGGAAAGAUUCGUGGCAGUACCGGUUCCAGUAGACGGCCAGACGCCUUUACAGCCUCCACCUCCGCCGCCGGGCCCACAUUCUGUUGAUGCCGAUGCAAGGAGAUGA
Cladocopium goreaui is the source of this 324-nucleotide messenger RNA. NCBI's taxonomy places the organism in Eukaryota, Dinophyceae, Suessiales, Symbiodiniaceae. The record is from the annotation of a GenBank genome assembly.